Molecule: messenger RNA, 1463 nt
Organism: Paramacrobiotus metropolitanus
Lineage: Eukaryota; Metazoa; Tardigrada; Eutardigrada; Parachela; Macrobiotidae
Product: BTB/POZ domain-containing protein 3-like
Exons: 8
Coding region: 197-1210 (337 amino acids)
Biological process (GO): neurogenesis
Cellular component (GO): cytosol
Molecular function (GO): protein binding
Source: RefSeq, a predicted model, not a curated record
AAAAAAAAUCGAAUCAAUCAGGAGAAGUGAAGCCUGAAACUUGAAAUUUGCAGUAAUAUUUGCAUCACAUCCGGCAACUGUGGGAGGGCGCUUACGUGAACGUAUACUGAAGAGCUUCUCAGCGUCCGUCCCCAUUUACACUGCAUAGUAUUUUCCAUAUUGAUUGAUUCCUCCGUUGUCGACGAAUUAGCUAACCAUGUCCACAAAUGCAGGUGGUCGCAGUCGCAUUGCUGAUUUGGUGGAGCAGGCGCACGCCAGUGGAGAGCUGAGUGAUGUGUGCUUCACCGUGGGACGUCAGUUUGGUCGCAUAAAAGACUUCCCCGCGCAUAAGUUCCUCCUGGGCAUGCGCAGUCCCGUGUUUCGUGCCAUGCUCUACGGCAGGCUGGCUAAAAAAGGAGAUGAUACGAUCGACAUUCCCGAUAUUAUUCCCGAUGCCUUUGCCAAUAUGCUCAGCUACGUGUACACCGAUACCGUGGAUGAUCUGGAUAACGACAAUGUUUUCGCGACGAUGGUUUGCGCUGACAAGUACGAUUUGCCGGAGCUGGUGCAAAAAUGCUGCAGUUUCAUCGGUAACCGGUUGAAUACCACCACAUGGAUGUCCAAUUUAGAACAGGCUGUGCAUUGGCAUGCUGACAGCAUCGUGGAGAAGUGUCUGACUAUCGUGGACAAGGAUGCUGUGGCGAUUUUGCAGUCGGACCACUUCACUGACAUCUCGAAGGAUAUUUUGCAGCGUAUUCUGCAGCGCAACACCCUGAUGGCGGAGGAAUUCGUCAUUUAUCGGGCUGUUGAACGAUGGGCGACGGCCGCCUGCGCUCGUAACGCCAUGGCCGCGUCGGCCGCGAAUCGACGGGAGAUGCUGGGCGAAGCGCUGUUCCAUGUGCGCUUUUCGUUGUUGACUAACCAGGAGUUGGCGGACGGCCCGGGUGAAAUAUGGCUGCAGAGCGGGUUAUUGACGGAUGCGGAGCUGCUGAGUUUGUUCAAGUACAAAAACGCCACGGUCCAGCCGCCGCGUCCGUUCCCCUCCGAGCCCCGCUUAACGCGUGAACAGCCAGAACGGAAAAGAAGAUUUCCGCCAGUAACGGUUUCCCCAUAUGACCUCACCCGAGUAACGCGUGAACAGCCAGAACAGAAAAGAAGAUACCCGGGAGUACCAAUUGCCCCUAUCGAGCGACGCGUGAACAGUCAGGACAGAAAAGAAAAUAGCCGGUAGAGGGAUUUUCCCAUAUGACUCUUCGUAGAGCCUGUGACGUUUUGGCGUUAUUGAAAUGCUUUGCUUUUUUGCUAUCUUGAUAGUUUUUAUCUCGAUUGUGUUUGCUUAACUUUGUUAACCAGGGUUGGCUUGUCAUUUCGCCAUUUGCUCUUGAUGUAAUAAUAAUAAUAAUUUCGUUUUUGAGAAUACAAGAAGUGUUGACAGUGAUUUGAAAAUUGCUCUUUAUUAAAAAAUCCAUGGGCUCAGUUGUUCA